Messenger RNA from Chinchilla lanigera (long-tailed chinchilla), 1086 nucleotides. It is a transcript of the gene Haus1, whose product is annotated as HAUS augmin-like complex, subunit 1. The coding region runs from base 43 to 879 and encodes 278 amino acids. Gene Ontology annotation, cellular component: cytosol; HAUS complex. NCBI's taxonomy places the organism in Eukaryota, Metazoa, Chordata, Mammalia, Rodentia, Chinchillidae. The record is from RefSeq and is a predicted model, not a curated record. The transcript is spliced from 9 exons. Gene Ontology annotation, biological process: centrosome cycle; spindle assembly.
UCUCCCGCCGGGCCUUGCGCGGAAGUGGCGGGAGCGGUGGCGAUGGAGGCGCGCGAGGAGAAAGAGGCGCAGGUUGCUGAGUGGUUGAAAAAGAUAUUUGGAGAUCAACCGAUUCCACAGUAUGAGGUGAACCCACGGACCACAGAGAUUUUAUAUCACCUUGGAGAACGCAACAGGGUCCGGGACAGGGACGCCUGCCUGGUGAUAGAGGAUUUAAAACAGAAAGCAAAUGAGUAUGAAUCAGAAGCCAAGCAUCUUCAAGAACUCCUCAUGGAGAGUGUAAGUGUCUCCCCUGCCAGUCUGUCUAGUACUGGUUCCGGGUACCUGAAUGCCUUGGUUGACAGUGCCAUCGUCCUUGAAACAAAGGACACCUCACUAGCAAGUUUUAUUCCUGCAGUGAAUGAUUUGACUUCUGAGCUUUUCCGUACCAAAACCAAAAAUGAAGAACUCCAGCUUCAGUUGGGAAAACUUGAAAGAAAUCUAACUGCAACUUUAGUGUUAGAAAAAUGUCUGCAAGAAGAUCUCAAGAAGGCAGAGCUCCAUCUGUCUGCUGAGAGGACCAAGGCUGACAAUCGUCUUCAGAACAUGGACUUCCUGAAGGCAAAGGCAGAGGAGUUCAGAUUUGGAAUCCGAGCUUCAGAGGAGCAGCUUUCAGCUAGAGGCAUGGAUGCUUCUCUGAUGCAUCAGUCACUAGUAGUACUAUCAGAGAAACUGGCAGAGCUAAAACGAAAGACUGUACCUUUGAAAAAAAAACUGGAGUCCUACUUAGAUUUAAUGCCGAAUCCAGCUCUUGCUCAAGUGAAAAUUGAAGAAGCAAAGAGAGAAUUAGAUACCAUUGAGGCUGAACUUACAAAGAAGGUAGACAUGAUGGAACUGUGACACAGAGCCAAAUAAACAUCCUUUUCCCUAGCAAAAUAAGUUGAACAGAAUUUUGCUCGGGUUUUUUUCCGCUCAGCAUGCCUUAAUUAAGUUUCUGUGUUCUUAGUUGAGAUAAUAAUGUCCUUAUUGACAGAAUAAUGGUUCUGAGUUAUGUGUCACAUUUUUGUGCCCAAAUACAAUUUUCAUAUUAAAAAGCAUUUUCUCAAA